AUGGCCUCUUCUCUCGCAGCGCAGCUGUCGCAGCUUGCGGCCAAGUCGACGCACGAGCUUGACCUCAAACAGCAGCGGGUCUCCCAUUCGCAGUCCUUGAUUUUCGACCGGAAGGUUGCCUCUGCGCAGGAUUUUGAUACAAUUUACGACAUAUGCUAUGAUGGGUUCCGAGAGCUUUGCUCCCUGGAUCCUCGAUUCGAAGAGUUUGCGCGCUCCAUCUUCAGCGAGCAGAGCAAGGCCGAAGACCGAACGCAAUUGAACAGCGCCCAGAACAAGGAGCUGGACAGUGUAAUUGAAUCUUUCUUGGCUCUUGUUGGAGGACGAUUGCAGUUGAGCCCCGCAGUCAAAGCUGUGGACUGGCUGGUCAGACGUUUUAGGAUUCAUGAAUACAAUACCGCUUGCAUCCUACUCACUUUCCUUCCUUAUCACACGACACCCCUCUUCCUCAACCUGCUGUCGAUCUUGCCCAAUGAUUUGACGCCUACAUUCAAAGUGCUUUACCCAUAUAAGACCGGUCUCAUCAAUCCACCUCGGCAUCCGAUAGUGCAUAGCGCUACCACGAACAAGGCGUUUUUUGCCGCAUUGAAUGAUUACGUUCUGAAGGCCUGUCAGCAGCAGGCCCAAAGCCAUACUCUCCUUUCAUUCUGGGCGGGUAUUAUCACAGAGGCAGUAGCGGGCAUGUUGGAUAGCGCUCGUUCUGGUCGGAGAGAAGCUGAGAAGCAGAAGCAUGAGGAUGUUCUUAUCCGCGUUCUGCCGCUUCUGAGCGGUUUCUUCGCUAUGAAGAAGGUUCCAGAGCUGAUCAUCAGUUGCUAUAUGAUCUCUGUGGUGCUCGCUCAGAAGGCCAUGCUUACCGAUGAUGUGCUGAAUGGUUUGAUGGAAAGUGUGGUUACCUCUUGGACAGAAGAGACUUUCAGCUCCGGUCUGAUCUGUCUGUCUGUCUUGGCACAACAAACACCGGCAGGGACUCUUCCUAAGAAGGUUUUCAAAGCUAUCAUUCGGCUUGAGAACCCCAUGCAGCAAUUGUCCGAGGUUACUGCUCAGUAUCAGACAUCCAAUCUGUUGCUUGGUCUUGUUGCUGGGUGUGUUAGCGAUCUUGAUAAGCAGAAGGACAAUACUUGCCUUUCCCUUCUCUCAUCUAUUUUUGAAGCCAAUGUCCUACAAGAUAAUGACAUGAAACAGGCCAUGACUUUGGUCCUUAAGGCUGCAAGCGCCACUGAUGAGACGCGUCGCAUGUCUCUGGAUGCUCAAUCCCAACUUGCCGAGCUUGUGCAAAGCUUCACUCGAGAUAGCUCGCUGCAGCCCAUUUUCCAGAUGGCCUUGACCGAGUCGUCCCUCAACAUCCCGGCACUGGAGCACAACCUGCAAACUGUGGUGGAGGCACCUGUCCCACCGCAAGCUCUUGAAGAUGUGGAUAUGAAGGAGGUCGACGAUGAGGAGGUGGACAACUUUACGCCAGCCCUGGAGUCCUUAACCAAGGAAUCACUUUUCGCAACAUCUUUUCUCAGCAGUCAAUCUAUUCCCGAGUUUGACAAUCUCGUGCAGGUCUUCGCACUGGCCGGGGAUUCUGACGUUCAGAUCGAACAGUUCGCCAGCCUACCGAUUCUGGGCAGAGGUAACGCCGCAACGAGCCCCCAAUUUAUCUCAUUCUUCGUGCGUGUGCUUUCUGGUCCAUACCCGAUUGGCACUAAAGUUGCCGCUUUGAACAUUUUGUCGUCUGUUCUCUCAUCAAUCUCGGGCGACAUGGACCCUCAAGCCCUGCUGCCAUUCCUCAUUGUUGCUCUUACAGACUCAUCCGAGCGCAUUCGUCGCGAGGCGGCUGGUGUUCUGGCCAUUGUUGGUUCUCUGUAUAGGAAUAACAAGAAGGCCGAUAAUCUGAAGGCUUGGGCCUCCGAUGCCAUCUAUGGCAAGGGCAAGGAAUCCACUAGCAUUUCGUGGAUGUCUUCUUCUGAUGUGCAAAAGGUGCUGGAACGUGCAUUGCUCCCCGCAUUGGAGGAGUACAUUCUUGAUCCCAAUCAUAUUGGCAAGGUUAUUGACGCUACGCUGCGGGGCAGCGUUCUGUCCGAGGAUCCGGGCGCCCAGGAGCUGAAGAAGUCUAUCCGGACUAGCCUUUUCACUUUCCUUUGCUCGCAUGUUAUUCGAAUGCCAGUCUUCGCCCCCAAGUUCACUCUGCUGCGCAUUCUCAACAAUGUUAAGAAGGUUUCGGGCACUACUCGCACGAAGGAGCUUCUUCCGUUACUUGAGAACUGGCGUGAUCUAAGCCAGAAAGAUGUUGAUGAAAUCUGUGCCAAGGAGCGACUGUCCCUUGCUGACAGUGACAGCCAUAUUGUGGCUAUUGUUACUGCCAAGGAGAGCGAUGCAUUCGAAGUCCUUUUGUCCAAUAUCGCUCACCCCGCCAAGUCUCCUAGGGCCUCCUUCGUGGCAGCUGGGUUUGAUCGGAUGAAGAACAUCUGGCCCAAGGUUUCUGAGGAAGGUCAAUUGGUCGCAGCUCAAAAACUGUUGGACAUUUCUCUUGGCUUGUCUACCGGUACCACAUCUGUAGCAGACUACUGCCGUGAUGUUCUCCGCAGCGUGGAGCUGUCCGGUCCCAUUCUUGUGAACUUUGUUAAGAAAAUUCCUGUUUCUCUGACAGACAUUGACUCUCUCGGCCCCGCACCCAAGCGCCGACGUACAAGUCAGAACAACAUGGUCGCCAUGACCGUUAAGGACGAGGCAGAGCUGAGCAAGCUCAUGGACAAGAUGACCUUCAUUCUGGAGGUCAUUGAUAGCUCGAGCCCCGGCUCGCACCCCGAGCUGGCGGACGGCCUCUUCCAGACUCUUGCUGCCCUUCACCAUUUCAAAUCUCAGAUCCAGUCUGGCAUGAGCUACCUUUUGAGCUUGACUCUGGGAAGCCUCUUGGCUAUUGUGAACCAAUCCAAGGGAUCCCCCAAGCCCCUUUUCGAUACCUCGGUUAUUCGCGCCGAUCUCGUCGUGGACUGUGUGCGAACUACGGACAGCCCUCAGGUGCAAAAUGGCGCGCUCCUGCUCGUGGCUGGUCUGUCUGUCAUUGCUCCUGAGCUUGUCCUUCACAGCGUGAUGCCCAUCUUCACAUUCAUGGGGUCUAGUGUUCUCCGCAAGGACGAUGACUACUCCGUUGCUGUCAUUGACCAGACUAUCGACCAGGUUGUUCCGGCUCUUAUUCAGUCCCUUCGAAACCAGAAGCGGGAUAUUGUAUCAGGCACUUCCGAGCUCUUGCUCAGUUUCACCGCUGCCUUUGAGCAUAUUCCGUCGCACCGCCGUCUCCGCCUCUUCCACGCUUUGAUCACUAAGCUUGGCACCCAAGACUUCCUGUUUGCCGUUCUGGCCAUGCUUGCCAAUCGCUAUGCCAUGGAUAAGGAUGUACUUAUGUUGAUGACUGGGGUCGCCUCGGAUACCACUCCUGUGGUGGAACUCACUACCUACAGCAAGUAUCUGAACCUCGUCAUCGAUGCCUUGCGUCCCAAGCCUGGCAUCUCCAAGGUCCUCCUUGGAAUUGGUAGCGACGAUGGACGCGACCCCCAGAAGGUUGCCGUUGAUCUGCUCCGCGAUCUUGCUCACUUGCUCAAGCACUCCUCCCUCAAGUCCAAGCUAGAGGCAGCAUUCGAGACCGAGAAUGAGGUUGCGGACCAAGUCCGGGCUUGCUUCUCUCGAGUACUCGAACAGGUCCUGGGCAUUAGUGAGUCUGUGCAGAGCAUGAAGCCUGUUAGCCAGGCGUGUGGUGAGGUUCUGGGCUCCUUGUUCAGCACCUUGUCACUCGUCGACUUCCUGGAUACCAUUGAAGUCCUGCUUCAGGGACCUAAUGACGACCUCCGACGCAAGGUACUUCGGCUGCUGGAGAACCGUCUCCGCCAAACCCCUGAGCGUGACAGCGAGUCUCAGAUUCGUAUUCUCGACUUCCUGCCUACUCUGGUCAACAUUGUCGAAUCAUCCCCCGACUCGCUUCUCAAGCAUGCUGCCAUUGCCUGCAUUGAUCGCAUCACCGAGAAGUAUGGUCGCAAGGAUCCGUCGAAGGUUAUUGCCGCCGCCAAGGUCGUCGCUAGUACAUCCUGCCUUGGCCACGAUGAUGAGCGCAUUCGCAUUAUGGGUGUUCUGUGCCUCGCCUCCAUGGCUGAGGUCUUGGGCCAAGCCAUGAUUCCCGCCCUUCCCGAUGCGAUGAGCCAGUCUUUGAAGCUGUUGGAGCUGAGCCUGACCCCUGAGAAGGAGAACUCGCGCCUCCACGAUGCUGUGUACUCGCUGUUCUCCGCCCUCUUGGUCAAUUUGCCAUUCAUGAUCUCGGCUGCUCAUCUUGACAAGAUUCUGCUGCUCUCGUUCAAGUCUACCGAAGCGGACCUUGGGGAAAGCUCUGAUGACACGCGCCUGGAAACUCUUCGUCUCAUGGCGUCCCGCAAGAUGGAUCUCACUGCCACCCUUGGUGCUAUCGCCCGCAACUGGCAGCAUGCUGUUGAAACUGGCCCUACUGCCGUCAAUGAAGUCUUGGAAGUCCUCGCCCUUGCUAUUGAAAAGAAUCCUAAAUCUGCUGUUGUCAAGAACGUCAAUGUUCUGUCAAAGAUUCUUUUCGACGCUUUCGACCUGCGCCGCGAGCAAGCCAACCUUGGUGACGCCACCGACUUUGACUCCUCCGACCUCGACGAGGCUGAGAGUGCAUUGAACGAUAUCACGAUCAAGAUGAUCUACAAGCUCAAUGACAGCACUUUCCGCCCGCUUUUCAUCCAGUUCGUCGAAUGGGCUACCACCGGCGUGUCGAAGAAGGAUGAACAGGGUCGGGUCUCGCGUCUCACCACUUUCUACAGCUUCCUACAAGUGUUCUUCGGUACUCUACAAUCCAUCGUUACUGGUUAUUCCAACUAUAUCCUGGAUAGUGUUGUCGAGGUCUUGGGCACAGUCGAUCCCGCCAAGGCCACCAAGGCCCUUUGGCUUGCAGCACUCCGCACGCUCCGCAACUCCUUUGAACAUGAUCAAGAUGGUAUGUUUUUGUCGAAAAUACUUUCUACAAACUCCGCUUACCUGUAUUCAGAAUUCUGGCAAUCUCCUUCGCACCUCGCCAGCAUCUCGGGACCUCUCAUUUCUCAGCUUGCCCACGCAACCACCUCCAAGACUGCGGCUCUUGUCGCCGAGGAGGUUGUCCCCGCCAUCACCGAACUGGCCGUUGCUGCCGAUUCGACUGAUAACCACAAGGAGCUCAACAUGGCUCUCAUGAAGUAUCUUCGUCCCUCGUCUGCUCCGAAUGCCAAGUCUACGGAUGGUGACAACCCCUUCACCCGUCUUGCUGCCUUGAAGGCCGAGCAGGCCCUUACGGAGCAGCUUGGUGAGGAAUGGCUCGCUCUGCUUCCGGAGAUGCUGCCCUACAUUAGCGAGCUGAUGGAGGACGAGGACGAGAGCGUUGAGAGAGAGGUGCGGAAAUGGGUGAAGCAGAUUGAAGGUGUGCUCGGUGAGCGACUUGAUGAUAUGUUGACAUAG
Molecule: messenger RNA, 5472 nt
Organism: Penicillium canariense
Lineage: Eukaryota; Fungi; Ascomycota; Eurotiomycetes; Eurotiales; Aspergillaceae
Gene: utp10
Product: snoRNA-binding rRNA-processing protein UTP10
Exons: 2
Coding region: 1-5472 (1823 amino acids)
Biological process (GO): positive regulation of transcription by RNA polymerase I; maturation of SSU-rRNA from tricistronic rRNA transcript (SSU-rRNA, 5.8S rRNA, LSU-rRNA)
Cellular component (GO): t-UTP complex; 90S preribosome; small-subunit processome
Molecular function (GO): snoRNA binding
Source: RefSeq, a predicted model, not a curated record